Messenger RNA from Musca vetustissima, 1122 nucleotides. RefSeq names its product fibrous sheath CABYR-binding protein. The transcript is spliced from 3 exons. The record is from RefSeq and is a predicted model, not a curated record. NCBI's taxonomy places the organism in Eukaryota, Metazoa, Arthropoda, Insecta, Diptera, Muscidae. Bases 1 to 1122 code for a protein of 373 amino acids.
AUGUUUUUUGAGGACGAUAAGAAAUAUCCAUUAAAAUUGGAUCGUUUUUGCAGUAUACAGGAACAUGUCACUCCGCAUCCACCAAGCGAAAACUCCAUGUUAUCAACAACACCGUUACCAAUUGUUUUACAAAUGUCGACACAACACACAGUCGAACCUCAAGCAACGCAAAAUGCUCCGGUGAAUUACCUAUCUACUGAAAUGAAUAGUGGAAUUAACGAUGAUGUUCAUACCGUAACUAAUAGUGCGGUUGAGAAAUUCCCUGGAAAGGAGACCAAUAAAUAUGAACCACAUAAAACUCCUAAUGAUGUUGAAGUUUUUGAACAGAAACCAGGUCCGAUAAACCAGCAUCAAGAAGAAGAGGGCGAAGCCGAUGGUGGUGAGGAAGCUGCACCAGAAGAAGAACCUGAGGCCCCAGAAGCUGAACCUGAAGCAGCAGAAGCUGAACCGGAAGCAGCAGAAGCCGAACCUGAACCGGAACCCGCAAAUGAAGAAGAACCUGCUGCAGAACCAGAAGCAAAUGCUGAAGCAGCACCAGAACCCGAGGAUAACCCCGAACCGGAAGCUGAAGAAAAACCCGAGCCUGAAGCCGAACCUCCUGCGGAAGAACCAGAAGAGACCCCUGAAGCUGAGGCAGAAGAAAAACCCGAAGCCGUGCCAGACACAGAAAUAAAACCCGAAGAUGAAAUGCAAAAUGAUGCACCAGCUCCUGAAGAGGGUGAGCCAGAAGCAACACAAGCCACACAUGUGACUACAGAUAUGACAAACAAUAACGUCAACAACACAAAGACUUGUUAUAGCUGUAAUAGCCUCGAGGACAUUACCUGUAAAACUAAACCAACUACACAGAUGAAUUGUAAAAGCGUUGAUUCGGAUAAGAAUAGUGGUCACAGUGGUUGUUAUACCAUUUUCAAAGCUGACUCCAAUAUGACAAUGCGUGGUUGUGUCGAUGAAUUGGCCGAGGAAGGUCUUCGUGAUUGCUUGACCAAAGAUAAGAAUUGUAUUUUGUGUUAUUCGAAUGGCUGCAACGAUAAACCGAAUGCAGGAUUCCGGAUUCAAAUGGAUAUAUCCGUGCUGAUGCUUUUGAAUGGAAUAGCAUUUGGUGUGAUGAAAUAUUUAUAA